GUAAUUUGGCAUUUAAUUAUUGGAUAAAAUGUCUUCCCCAAGCAAGAGGCGGGAAAUGGAUGUAAUGAAGUUGAUGAUGAGCGACUAUAAUGUGGAAACAAUAAAUGAAGGACUCAACGAAUUCAAUGUCGAAUUUCAUGGUCCCAAAGAAAGUCUGUAUGAAGGCAGAGUUUGGAAAAUCCGGGUUGAGCUUCCAGAUGCUUAUCCAUACAAGUCUCCUUCUAUUAGAUUCUUGAAUAAGAUAUUUCACCCAAAUGUUGAUGAAACGUCUGGUUCUGUAUGCUUGGAUGUUAUUAACCAAUCCUGGAGUCCAAUGUUUGAUCUUUUAAACAUUUUCGAAGUUUUUCUUCCGCAGCUCUUGCUUUAUCCAAACCCUUCAGACCCCCUAAAUGGGGACGCAGCAUCAUUGAUGAUGAAGGAUCGAAAACAAUAUGAUCAAAAAGUUAAAGAAUUCUGUGAGCGUUUUGCAAAGAAAGAAAUAUCACUAAAGCAACAGCUGAUGAGGAGACCGAUGAUGAUGAAAAUGUAACAGAUGAAGAAACCGGGUCCAGUGAUGAUGAAAUUGCUGGGCAUGCUGAUCCAUAAAAUACCUUUGGAGGUCAUGGUUUCUAUGAAUUAAAGUCUGGAUGAAAGCCAUUCAUCGCUCUCCUCAGCAUAGAAAAUUAGAAGUGAUAAAUGAAUUCUCAUAA
This is a messenger RNA of Hibiscus syriacus, 689 nucleotides long. Its product is annotated as ubiquitin-conjugating enzyme E2 4-like. The transcript has 6 exons. NCBI's taxonomy places the organism in Eukaryota, Viridiplantae, Streptophyta, Magnoliopsida, Malvales, Malvaceae. Gene Ontology annotation, molecular function: ubiquitin conjugating enzyme activity. Gene Ontology annotation, biological process: protein polyubiquitination; ubiquitin-dependent protein catabolic process. Bases 29 to 529 code for a protein of 166 amino acids. Gene Ontology annotation, cellular component: nucleus. The record is from RefSeq and is a predicted model, not a curated record.